Sinocyclocheilus anshuiensis is the source of this 934-nucleotide messenger RNA. Its product is annotated as regulator of G-protein signaling 7-like. Gene Ontology annotation, biological process: regulation of G protein-coupled receptor signaling pathway; positive regulation of GTPase activity. Gene Ontology annotation, molecular function: GTPase activator activity. NCBI's taxonomy places the organism in Eukaryota, Metazoa, Chordata, Actinopteri, Cypriniformes, Cyprinidae. The record is from RefSeq and is a predicted model, not a curated record. The transcript is spliced from 4 exons. The annotation marks the transcript as partial. Gene Ontology annotation, cellular component: cytoplasm; plasma membrane; neuron projection.
UCUGGCGGUCUCUGCUGGUCUCUGCUGGUCUCUGGUGGUCUGUGCAGGUUCUGGCUGGCGGUGCAGGAGCUGAAGAAACGUCCGAUCCGGGAGGUUCCCAGCAGGGUGCAGGAGAUCUGGGACGAGUUUCUGGCUCCUGGGGCUCCGAGUGCCAUCAACGUCGACUCCAGGAGCUACGAUAAAACCACGCAGAACAUCAAGGAUCCCGGCCGAUACGCUUUCCAAGAUGCUCAGGAGCACAUCUACAAGCUCAUGAAGAGUGACUCCUACAGCCGCUUCAUCAGAUCCAGCGCCUACCAGGAGAUGCUGCAGGCCAAGAAGAAGAAAAGCAAGAAUCUUUUCUAGGGUCUGAAUCACAGAUGCCGUCAGCGCUUGUUAAACCACGCAAACGUCACGUCACUCGUCUGUACAUGAAUGCUGAUCAUUAUAAAGAGCAGCUCCAUCUCUGCAUGAGCCACACACUUCUAAAGGACUUCAGCUCACAUCGAAGAUCCUCCUGAAAGCGCUCGACAUUCCUCUAGGUUCAUUUGCACUUUCUCUCCAUCUGAGCUUUUAGACUUAUUUUUAUAUCCCAGAACAUGUUUAGUUGUUUUCUGUAGGCUUUGCUUCUGUAAAUGUGUACAGAUCCUGAGAGUCAGCGUGAUUUCUGAUGAUGAGAAACACUUCAGCGCUCACACAAUCUCUGCUGUUUGAUACAGACAUGUGUAAUGGACACUAAUAAUAAACAACAAUAAUAUUUGGACAUCUGUAUUUUAAACAUGCGCUAAUGUUCAUUUAAGAUGAUGGUUUGGUGGUUUUUGGAGCCCGAACGACACACAGUUAUUUCAUUUGAGGUUUAUUUCUUCAGAAAACGACUGCGAUCCAAAGAAGCUCAUCCGGUCUGGGUUCUUGCGUUGAUGAUAUAGAUUCUGUACAGAUACAUAAAUAAAAGGAC